Cercospora beticola is the source of this 1798-nucleotide messenger RNA. RefSeq lists its product as uncharacterized. The record is from RefSeq and is a predicted model, not a curated record. NCBI's taxonomy places the organism in Eukaryota, Fungi, Ascomycota, Dothideomycetes, Mycosphaerellales, Mycosphaerellaceae.
CCUCGUCACGAUAUGAAUGAUCUCAAAUACAACGAACAUCACCGCCAUCGAAGGCACGGUAUCCUACAGAAUAGCUUGGGCUGGUGUAACAGGUGUUGGGUUGACCCUUCGAAUUGAGGCUUUCUGCCAAGCCAAAUUCUGCGGCGGCUCAAAGUUCUCGAGGGUAACUAGCCGCGACUUCACCAACACAACAACACCACCACCGUCGGCGUGACGCGUCCAUCAUCAUGGAACGCGCAUAUCGCGUCCUCCAGCAGCUUCAAAAGGAUGGGGUGAUGACUUCCGAAGCCGCCCGGAUCACGCGCCCCAGCAAUGUGAAUGAGGCACGAGCGACCUUUGGCGCAGCUCUUCGGCUCGCUGGUCUGCAAUCGUACAAGGCAGACGCCGUCACUGCCCAAGUCUGUAAGACGUGCAAUAUAUGCACCAUUGAGAACAUCCAGCGUUGCAAAGAACAGUUUAUACACUACAUCCUACCCUCAUCACAGGCGCGCAAGGUAUACUUCAAGUACCUGCAGACUUUGUGCAGAUUGUUCGCUCCCGGAUCCUGGAAGUUGAAAGCCGCAUCAGGACUUGAUGAGGUCCUUGGCCUUUCCGCUGGUGGCGCCACAAAUCAUCUGCCAGCAUCGCAUGCGAGACGAAUACAUACGCUUUACAUCAUCAACGAACUACUGGUCUCCCUUCUCGAGUUGUCGCGGCAAGACUCGAAAGUAAGGCCCCGCCCCACUGCAGACGAGGAGCGGAAAUACGCGCGCGAAGCUCUCGAUUCCGCCAAACAAUGCUGUCUUGACAUUUUCGAGGAGGCCGCCUGCAUAACGCCGGGAGAAGCGGCAAAGCCGAAGAAUGCAUUGAAUGAUAUCCUCAGCAAUUGGACCCAGAUCGUUACCCAAGUCUUCACGAAAUCAGACAUCGACCGACUUCGAAAAAUAGCAGAGAAUGCCGACAACCGCAAGCACGAUCCGAGCCUGAAGAACCUUGACCUCACAACACAUCUUCUCGCACAAUCGGCGCAGAAAAUGAGGCCCGCAUUGAGGAAUAGGCAUGGUGUGAAGGAUGACCCAGACGCGCCAUGGCACCUGCUUCCAGCGGCAAAUGGGUUGAAGUUGCGGGAGGAACGUGGCUACCCGCUGCUCUCACGUGCUCUGCCUCAUGGCGGCUAUCAACUCGUCAAUGGAGGCAAGCCAGUAAACGAACAGACUCGAAAGGAAGCAGAAGGACUUCUCAGCGAGAUGCUUCACUGCUUCGAUACACACACGAAAGCAGACGAGGUCCAGGACAUCGAUGCAUUAGGCAACAAAGUCUGGAAGGACCCAGAGCGUCCUACACGCAAUUACUGGGGCUUCACGGAAGAGGGUCUACGCAAAAUGAAAGAGAACAAGAAAAUGUUCAACGCAUCAGCCAAAGGCUACGCCGACAUCCCGCCGCCAGAGCGUCCGAGAUACGUCCGCAACAGCGAGGUGGAGCGUGCGAGAGAGCUGGCGGCUUCUCGAGGACGAGGAGGCCGUGGUGGAGGCUUCCGUGGGCGCGGCGGUGGCGGCGGCUACCGUGGACGUGGGGGAUAUUAGCAAGAUCCCUCAGAGCCAUGGAAGUUCGAGCAGCAACGCGCUCAGCGCUCAAGGAGCUAUCGAGGCCAAGCAGAUCGCCGGCCGUAGGUAGCGUCCAAGUUGACAACAAAUGGAGACACCCAUGUCGAAGUUCUCCCCCUUGCCCUAGCUCCAUUUCCCAUCAGACUUGGUAGGCAUGUUGCAGAAAAAGGACAAGCGAAUUCAAUUACUCACGAAACAGAGUCUGGUGCCAGGAC